Molecule: messenger RNA, 150 nt
Organism: Aureobasidium pullulans EXF-150
Lineage: Eukaryota; Fungi; Ascomycota; Dothideomycetes; Dothideales; Saccotheciaceae
Exons: 2
Coding region: 1-150 (49 amino acids)
Source: RefSeq, a predicted model, not a curated record
AUGCCUGAUGUUCUCAAGUGUCCGAAAUGCGACGCCAAUGCCGAUGUCACUAAGGAUGGCAAGUGGGCGCAUUGUGCUUCUUGCAACAAUAUCUUUCAACCUAGCGAAAGCCCCGAUAUGAAAGAAGAAGGCGAUAAGGAAGCAAACUAA